AUGGAAGGCGCCUUUGAGGGCCCUAUCAUCACAAACCCUCCAGCCGCAUAUGGCGCAGCUCCUGUAGGUUGGCUGGACAUUGUAACUUUUGCCAAGACGAACCCAGAGAAAUUCGUUUUAACUACCGCUCAUGACGGCGAACGCACCUGUCAGUUUUACCUGAAUGGAGUGCAGGUGCAAAUUUUGGAGGACGACUGGCGCCUCAUCAUGAAUGGCGCCUUGGACAGAUUUUCUAUUGUCUCCACGGCUCCUCUGGAAGAGGAUGAGACCGCCGAAGUGGCCACCUUGGAAAUCGUAGAGCAACGACUACAGAUCCUCAUCAAAAAAGCCGAUGAGAUUGCCAAGAGGGCCCGACAACUUAAUUACCACCUGAGCGGCCGAAAAGCCGGUAUUAACUCUCGCCAUACUGGCCAACAGCCCAGCAGCUCUGCGUUCCAACCUGUCAACCACUCGCAGCGUCACGGUGGUGGUCAUGGAUCCGGUUAUGACCUACAUGCCGACUUACUUCAACAAUUUCUUUCAUCUUCACAAGCUUACCCUCCGAGGGUUCCAUCUAGCGCCGGCCUCGACCCGACGCAGUCUGGACAGCACACGCCGCCUGCAACAAAUCCUCAUCCCCACUCUCUUCCUCUCCAGGGUCGCCCGCCUGUGGCACAUGCCCCAGCAAUACCCCAGCGAGACUCGUCUUAUGAUCCCUCAUCAGCGCACAGAGGCAUCAUCACUGCACGUAUAGAGAAAUUAAAUAAGGGAGACCAGAUAUGGCCGCCUUGCGACCGCUGCCGUAGGCUCAAGUCACCAUGUGUAAAGCACCUGACAGCCUGCCAAGGCUGUACGAAAAAGCACGCCAAGUGUGGUUGGAAGACCAUCACUGAGGGAGAGAUUGCCUGGCUCAACCGUGAAGCAAGCAGCAGUGCUGAUGAGGCUCAUGUCGAAACAAACCCAACAAAUCCACCGCCAUCGAGAACAUUACGAUACGAUCCCACUCAGGACGACGGCCAAUCCAACGGGGAGCCACCGCCCUCGACCAAUCUCAUGCCAGGAGAAGUCUCUCGACCAGCCAGCAGAGGCCAGCAGAGCCAGCAUGGCGGCCAGCAAGGGCACCGUCAGCGAUCUCCGCUGGAACCUGGGUCCCGCAGCCGAACAAGCAGUUUCAUGGAGGUAGAACAAGAGACACCUCCCAACUCCAAGCCGUGGAUUCCAGAGUCUCAUCGGGAACAACUUCCCAGCCUAAAGAGAGACCACUUGCUGUUGAGCCACAUGGCAUCAGCCGCGACAGCAGCAGCCGAUGCCAGGGAUGCUAACAUCACGCCGGCAAGUAAACUUGCAGGCCGGUAG
Molecule: messenger RNA, 1335 nt
Organism: Colletotrichum truncatum
Lineage: Eukaryota; Fungi; Ascomycota; Sordariomycetes; Glomerellales; Glomerellaceae
Product: C6 finger domain-containing protein
Biological process (GO): regulation of DNA-templated transcription
Molecular function (GO): DNA-binding transcription factor activity, RNA polymerase II-specific; zinc ion binding
Source: RefSeq, a predicted model, not a curated record